This is a messenger RNA of Xyrichtys novacula (pearly razorfish), 9535 nucleotides long. The record is from the annotation of a GenBank genome assembly. Lineage: Eukaryota; Metazoa; Chordata; Actinopteri; Labriformes; Labridae.
AUGAGCACAGACGCGGUGGAGCAGUCGGACGCUCCAGCUGAUCAGGCAGGUAAGACAAUUUCACCUUCCUCAUGGCGUGUAAACAUCAUCUCACACAGAUGGGUUCAACAUGGACAUAACUCAGGAAAGUAUGCUGCUUAUUCCCUCUUUUUCUACUGCAGGUUCAAAGAUUAUUUGAUUUGAUUUGAUGUAAGAGUCGUUGGGUCUCAGUUUCAAUAUUGAGUGUGCAUCAAAGCAGAUUUACCUGUACUUUACUGUGCAGAUAAUAUCAUUAAAUAACACGCUGUUGUUACUUUCUCCAGAUAACCUAAGGGGAUACAAGCUUGAUGCCUUAAACCUAAAAAGCUAUUUUAAAAAAAAUUGUAUUUUUGCCUUUUCUUAACUAAAUUUAGGAGUCAUGUCAAUUAAAGUAAAAAAUGUACAGCCUUAAGGGCAGCAAACAAACAAAAAUAGUAACAAAAUAAUGUUUAAAAAAGCUGAUAUUGACGAAGAUUGACACAAGAAAAAACUUAAAAAUAUUAAAACUUUAAGGAAGUGUUGUAGACACAGGAAUGUGGGAUGUGCAUGUUUACAUAAACACAUUUAAUAUAUAUAUUUAUUGACUCUUGUUCCAUAAAAUGAUCCUUGUUCUUCUUAAUUUUAUUUUUGUAGUUUUAAGAUUCAGGAUUUACUUCCCGCCAAAAACUUUUUCUUCAUGGUCCCACUUCGGUUUAUUUGAAGCUUAACAGGUAGUCCUCCUGACCAGCUCUUGUUUUUGAACGAGGUGGGGAGGGGGGAUGUGUGUGUGUGUGUGUGUGUGUGUGUGUGUGUGUGUUGUGGCAGUUGGUUGCCAGACCAGGAUGCACCUGAGGCUAUUUGCAGAGAAAUGGUGUCUGUCCGGGGGGCUGAGAACGACAACAGCCACAAAACAAAAAAGCAGAAACCAGAAAAAGUGGAACUUUUCUCAAACAAUAGCUCUGUGAGCGAAGAAGAAAAAAAGUGAAAGACUCUGCUUUAUGGAAGUGCUGCAUGUGUUUUAUUGAAUAUGUUAUUACUUGUUGGCAGAUGGGCAAAUUUUUCUUAAAUUAGUUGCAGCUCUGAUUUGUUUUCAUGAGGAGGUCCAGCCUGCUUGAUAUCAUUUUCCCACAAUGACAGAUAGAUAUUUUCUCACAUGCAGCUUUUCGCUCCUGUUCAUGCUCAUAGUUUGUGCUUUCUUUAAAUUUCCAAGCAGAAUUGUCCGAGAUAAAUCUAAAUAAAUGAAAUCAAAACUACCUGCAUCUACCAAAGGGAGAUAAUGCAUGUUCAUCUUUACAUGUAAAUUUUAAAAAGCUACAGGUUCCAGUCAAUCUUUAUUCAUACAGCACCAAUACACAACAAAUGUUAUCUCAAGAAACUUUACAAGAAGAGAAGACCAUACUUCUCAGCUGUAUUACAAAGACCCAACACUUUACAGCAUUUAACAAGUUACAAUGGAGAUUAAAACUUUAACAGGUGAAAACCCUGACUCAUGUUAGACAGUCGUCUACUGAGACUGUGUUGGCAUUUAAGUAGGGAUAGAGGAAGAUGGAGAAAGAGAGAGAUGAACAAACAACAACAAAUACACAUUCAGCUGUUUGAUUACAAAGACAGACAUAAUGGAGCCAGUAUGUGCACCAUUUACAGAAACAUAAUCGACUGAUCUUAGUUUGAAUUAUGGAAAAUUAAAGUCAACAGGUUUACAGUAGAAACAUGGCAGUGAUAGCGUUUGUAAUGAAGUUGAGGUAAAUCACAGGAGCUGGAAUUUGAAAUUUCAGAUUUAGUCCUGUAUCUGGAGGCUGAGACAUUUCCCAAGAAACAUUUUUAGUGUUUGAUGUCAACAUCAGAAGGGUUUGUGCACACCAGCUUACUCUGUGCAACCUUCAUCACUGCAUAAACAUUUGUAUUUGUCUGUAAAUGUUGCUAAUAGCAGAUCCAACUUCUCAGGACUGAAGAUUUCUCUGCUAUAUGAACUAUUAUUUGGGGUUUCUGAGAGCUGCAGAGAGAGUAAAAAAAGUCAAAAAGUGUCCGUCUGAAUCAUUGAUGUUUUGGUCUUGUUAGGGGAAGAUAAAGAUGAUACAGAUGUACUCCAGACAUUGAAGCAAGUAGAGGAUAUUUCUAUAUGUAUUAAAUUAUUUCUUUAGUAUGAAACACAAAAGCAACUUUAAAGACAAUAGUACAUGAAGAUUCUGUUAUAACAGGACAUUGAAAGUGGAUACACAAGUCCUCAGAAAUCUAAAAUGUGGUUAUACCUCCCCUAAAUUUCCAAACUGCUUGUUUUUAUUCUUAAAUACACUUUUAAAGACAGACAUUUGAGUUUAAGACAUUUCGUAGUGUUGUGAUGGACUGUAGGUCAGUGCGUGUGUGGACACAGUUUAGAGGCCUCCUGUGCUCCACUGCUAAUUUGCAUGUCUUGGUCAUUUCCAUACUGGUAAAGCUGCCUGUGCUAGGGGCAGUGACACAGUAGGGUGGUGCCGAGGGAAAGGCACAGAGUUUGGGACUGUGUGUGUGUGUGUGUGUGUGUGUGUGUGUGUGUGUGUGUGUGUGUGCGCGUGUGUGUGUGUGUUGGGGAGGGAGGGUGUAUGGAUGUAUUUGCAUGAUGUGUCCACAGCAGCACACUGCCCCCCAUCCCUGCUCUGUCUGCUGAACUUCCACACAGACUGAAAAGUCCAAUUUGACAUUCAAAUGAUGAGAGCUUAUCCAGCAAACCUUUGGACUCUGCUGCUCUAUCAGCGCUCAUCCUGGCCUAUAACGUACAGUGGAACAUUCUGUACAUUUCUAUGUAUAGGAAUCUGUUUGUGUUGCUACUCUAGAUUGUGUUUACAAGUCUCUACUUGUGUAAAUAUUUAUUCUAAUCCUACUCACGAAUUUAAAUCCAGUUUUUGAGUUCCAACUUUGCAGGACUGAAAAGGAAGCCUUCCUUGAAUUUCUGCAUCAGUUUAGCCAGCACCAUUUUUUUUUUAAAGAAAGAGUAAAUAAACAGAUAACAGUCACAAACAGUCCAUUCAGGUAUUGAACUUUAUUAAAAAUAAAACUUCAUUUUUACCUCUUAUUUCCAACCGUUAACUUGGGGCCCAUAAGCAAAUGAUUUAUAUUCAUCUUUAAAUAUUUAACUCAAGUGAAACAAAGUGGUGUCCGUUAAGAAAAUAAUUUCUCUCUUUCUUUACUUAUUUCCCAUCAAUCAUAUAAAAACAUGAUAUGAUAUGAUAUGAUUUUUUUAAAAAUCAAUCACAUUUAUCUUAUAAUUAAAAUCAAACUGCUGUAAAUCAGUUAUUUUAUGGGCUGAUUUUCAUUGUAGAAGACCAGCUGUUUACUGGCUCCAUACAUCUUCACCCUCUCACAGUGUGUAUCUUCACACUCUAACAUUUUAAUACACACUGUAGGAGAAUAAUGAUUUACUUUUGUAUAUGAACCUAUUUGGUAAGACUCUAAUUCUGAUCCUGAAAUGCUGAAAAUUUCAUUUAAUCAAAAGCAACAUUAUUUAUGAGACUGCUCCUAAAGGUCAUCCUGGUUUUAAUCUCCUGUAGUUUGGGUUCCUUCAGCUGAAAAUUCAUCUUGAAUAGAGGUUUUAUUUCCCUGUUUGGAAAUGAAGUGAUUGCAGCUGGAAGAUUUUGUCAUAACAUAAAUACAAAGUUUCAAAAGUCAACACUCAAUACACAGACUCGAUGACAUGUACAUGAUCGUAUUUGUUCUCUGUGUUUUUUUGUAAGUUUUUUGAUAUGACAAAUGUUUUUUUUUUCUCUUUGACUUUACAGGCCAAAAUGGAAUUGACUUCAAUCGUCAGGUGAGUUUCUAUUAUACUAUAAUUCUGAACAACUUCCUCUCUUGUCUUAAAAUUCCAGCGAAUGAUAAUUCAAUGAGUUAUCAAUAAAAGGAAGAGUUUGGGUUGUUCUAUUGUAUAGACUCAGUCAUAUUUUUAUUCAGCGCAACGAUGAUAAUUUUUCUUUUUCAAGAGUAAAACAUGGAUGAAAUUCACUUCUGCAAACUGCGGCAUAAACAUGAGUUUCUUUUACUUGUGCUGCAGCACCGUCCUCACUAUUCAAAUGAUCUUACAGCUUCACCUGUUUCUCUUAUGCAGUCUAUGAUAACAACAGAUGCACUUACUUUCCUAAUGAUAAAUCUUUAUUUUUGAUUUUUCAACAACUUUCAGAAAAAAACGCAAUAAUGAAGUUUCAGUCUCAGCUUAAACACAGACUUCUGUGAUCUCUCUGUCUCUCAGUCUAAAACCAGGUGCCUCCAAGUUGUUGCUUUAAGUGUUUGGUUGCAGUAUUUUCUCUCACAGGAAUGUAAACUGAAUUUAUAAAAGACUGAAUUUAAAGAAGAUGGAGGAGUUAUUUAUUUUCUCAGAUUUAUUCAAAUAAAUAAAGUUUAAAAAAGUCAGAAAUGGCAGCACUGGACAGCUAGGACAUAGAUAUACAGUAAUUUUUGAAAUUAUAGGGAAUUUACAGGGAAAAAAGGCAACAUAUGACAGCAUAGCAGUGUUUUUAAUGGCUUCCAAUGAGCUCUGUUUUCCAGAGGGAUGAGUUAGUCCUGGCUUUGGAUUCACAGAUAAUCCCUGUCUUUAAGAUUAAUCUAAUGUUUGUUUUGUGGAUUAGCCGAUAACAAGAAAAAAACAAGUUAUCACAAGACUUCAUGUACCCCUUGACAGUCCUAAUAGAGAAGCUCAGUUGGAAUAUAAAUAGCCCAGAGCCCAGUGAAUGGUACUGAACUUUUUCCCAGGACAAAAGGUUCAACCGACUCUGAGACGGCUAACAUCCUCAGGAUAAACUACCUGCUCUUCCCGCAGAUGUCAAUAAUGCCUGCCAUCUCUAUACAAGCACCUCAAAUAGUUUGAAGCUAUUUGAAUACUUCUCCAAACACUCUUUUUGGCAGGGAAGCUCAUCUCUUUCAGAGCUCGUGUUUUCAGGAAGUGUCACGGCUUUCAGGGGUGAGGGGUUGGCGUGUGAGGGGGAGGGAUAUUUGCAUACUGGCUAGCCCAAAGGCAGAGAGAGUCUAUCACUCUUUGUAUCAUGUUUAGUGACCUAACUGGUCCUGGAGCGAGAGUCCUGUACAAGUCUAUAUAUGUGUACGUGCUGCUUCAAUACACAACACACAUGCACCAGACAUAAAACCCUGUUUACUGCUGAAAUUAGGACACAAAAACGCACUUUCUCACCGCUCUUUAGAACUUUUGUGUUCUUUAGAUGUUAACAAAAACAUGUGUUUGUGCUGUCUGCUUUUGUCUUCUCAGAUAAAGACAGAAGAUCUCAACGACUCACCUCAUACAGUCUCCACACUAAAGACAUGUCCUCUCACACAGAGCACUUCCAUGCCGGGAGGUCCGCUGACCGGGGUGAGACACAGAAAAGACAAGAGUCUACUCAAUCUCUCUAACUGAUCACAUCAAAACAUGUCACACAAAACUUUAAACAGGGACUUGGUUUCAGAGUUUAAAUCUGUUAAAUAGAAAACAUCCUUUACUCAGGUAUUGUACUGGUGUGCACCACUUAGAAGUGGUUGUUUCUGUUUUAAUGCAUUUAUUUAAUCAGAGCAAUGCAAAUUAAUCAGGGUAUUAGCAGCAUGCAUUAAUGUAAAAAUGCACAAAAAACUCAUCCAUAGUCCUAAAACAGAAAACAAAUAUCACAGUUAAAAACAUCAGAAUCAGAAAUACUUGAAUAAUCCCAUUACAGUAACUCCAGUGCAAAUAAAGUAGAAAGAGCAGAUACAAAAUAAAAUAAGUAAAAAUAAAGAGAUAAAUAGAUUAAAAAAAUGUAAAAUAAGUGAAAAUAAAGAGAUAAUAUACAAGUAUGUAUACCAUAUACAACACGAAAUAGUAAAAUAGUACGCAUAUAAACAGUGAGCAGAGUCCAGGUAAAGACUUCUGACUGAGGGUGUCAGAGUCUCUGAGGGAGGAGUUAAAAAGUCUGACGACCACCGGCAGGAAAGAUUUCCUGUGGUGCUCCAAAGUGCAUCGUGGGGCAAGGAGCUUUCUGCUGAAGGUGCUCCUCUGCAGGACCAGUUCACUGUGGAGAGGGUGAGAGACGUUGUCCAGUAUGGAGUGGAGCUUGGACAGCAUCCUCCUGUCUGACCCGGAUCAGCAUAGCAUACACACACACAGAAAACAAAACAAAGCAAACACAAAAAACACAGAGACAGGUCUACGUAAAUAAUGGACACAUAGGUUUUGCUGAUUUCAAAGAGCAGGAACCCCAUUAGGUCGAGGUGAUACUCCUCAGUGCACUAGUUGGAGAAUCUGAUUCCUGAUGCAGACAAAGUUUUCCUGUCCCUGUCUCAAGCUGUCAUGUCAAAAAAAUCUAAGAAUAAUAUUGAAUAGUUUAAAUAUUUUUGCACUUAUAGAAAAGUACUUCAUAUAAGUGGUGCUCAUGUAAAUGCACAUUCCUCUUUGUCUAUACACUCAGCUUAUAUGUUGUGUUGUGUUGUGUUUUCAGCAGGAGCUCACCACUCUCCACGCCAUGCAGCAGCUGGUUCUGAUGCCAUCGUCUCAACUGUCGUCUCCCUCACCCUUCUUGCUGUCCCAGAGUCCCACCAGCCACCAAGGUCCUUAAAAAACAUAUUUAGGAUAAAAAAGCUCCAGAGUAUUAACAACACCUCAUAGCAGUGAUCUGAUGAAGACACUUUUCUAAUAGGGGGACAAGUUGACAUCUUGGUUCGACAUUGUUUUUACAGUUUGACAAAACUGUAUAAUAACUUAAUAGCAGCCAUGUAAGGGGGUAAAGUUAGUUUUGCAUAGUCUGAAGAAUAUUUAAAUCUCACAAGUAUACUGAACCUUUUAUCUGAAUCAGUUCACACAAGUUUCAAGAUUAAGAGAUCUUUAGGAUGUUCAUGUUGGAGCUUUCCCUUUAAUGAAUCAAAAUGACUUUAUCCAGACACUUCAGUAAAUGUUAUUCAGUUGGUACAUGAACAGAAAUGUGAGACAUUAAACUUUGUGUUGGUCUUUGCAGCCCUCCUGCAGCAGAACCUGCUGUCUCUUCCUAGUCAAAGCCAAACUAGUCUCUUUCAGCAUCAACCUGGACUGGCUCUGACUCCCCAGGUAAACCCACAGACACAAUCGCAGACAGUUUAAUAAACCAAGAACUUUAUAUUUCCUUUUCAAGUUACAGCUGUGCAUUUACACUCUUAAAACCUGAUAUAUGACUCUGAUUUAUUUGUUGUUUUGUGUGCAUACCUCUUUUAAAUCUACCGGAAACACUUCUGUUUUUCUCACCAGGUCAUGAGUCGCUCUGGUCUAGCAGGACCAUCUAUGGAAAACCACAUGGAUAUGUCUCACCUGCAGAUGCCCAAACACAUGUCCGUCCCACCACUGGAGGAGCCCAGUGAUCUGGAGGAGCUGGAGAAGUUUGCCAAAGCGUUCAAACAAAGACGCAUCAAACUGGGCUUCACUCAGGUACUGCACUGUCUUCGAAAAUCAAGCAGGUUCUCACUGUGGACAUGGAGUCUUCCAUGAACAUGGUCAAAAAUAAUGUACGAUACUUUUACAUGUUAGAGUGUUUGUUUACAUGUGUUAUUACAGGGAGAUGUGGGCCUAGCAAUGGGAAAACUGUAUGGAAAUGACUUCAGCCAGACCACCAUCUCUCGCUUUGAGGCUCUAAACCUCAGCUUCAAAAACAUGUGUAAGCUCAAACCACUGCUGGAGAAAUGGCUGAGUGAUGCAGGUAAUUCAUGCAUUUAUUUUAAACAGUACCACAGAUUACUACUGCUUGAUUACUACAGUUGUCCCUCCAUCCUCCAGGGGUUUGCUCAGUUUUGCUCUAAGAAUCAGGAUUUUUACAUGCUUUGACUUGAUGAAACUUUUUGCAGCCUAAAAUCAAAAUUCAUGUUCUUGUAAUGUUUGUUUCUACGACAGAAAAUUCACCCUCUGACUCCAUGAGCAACACCAGCGCUCUGCCUCCUCUAAUAGAGGGCUAUGGACGCAAACGGAAAAAGAGAACAAGCAUUGAAACAAACAUCAAGAUGACUUUGGAGAAACGUUUCCUUGACGUGAGUCCAUAAUGUUUGUUCAUUUCAACUUUUAGUGUUGAAGGGAAAAUUAGCAUACAUGAAUAUAUGAUGAAAUCUGCUUUAUUUUUUCUGUAAAUUUAAGCCACAAUUGUCAUAAAAACACAAGGACUUAAUGACAAUUUCCAAGUUUUUUCUUAAUUAAAGCUCCUGUGAGCAACUUUCAGGUUGUGUGAAUUCUGGCGCCCUCUGUGAACAAAGCUGUAUUUGCUUAUCACAGCCUCUACAUGCUGGAGUUGUGUCUUGUGAUUAAAAAAAAUAAAUCUCAUCCUGCUGACGAACCUCAAAUACGGUUAUCAUGCCAUCAUUGAUAAGAACGCUUCAACUAUUCAAAAGUAACUUUAGAAUAUUUGAUCUGCAAAUUUAAGUAUUAGCUGCUAAACUACGAGCUAACUUGGCUGAAAACUUGUCAUUUAUUUUUUUCCCCAACCCUUUUUAAAAAUGGUCAGUCUAUCUGUAUGUCUCAUUCUUAGAUUGGAUUAGAUCUUUAGAACUCUAUUAAUAUUUUUGGGAAGAUACUUUGAAUAUCAGAUACAUUACCAACAUCCCACACAAUGUUUAAAAACAUGAAUAUUUUCCUUUUUUUUUUCAGAACCCUAAGCCAAACUCUGAGGAGAUAACUCUGAUCUCAGAGCAGCUGUCCAUGGAAAAGGAGGUGGUCCGAGUUUGGUUCUGUAACCGGCGUCAGAAGGAGAAGAGGAUCUACUGCCCAGUGUCGAGUUUAUCGGUGAAGUCACACAGCUUUAACUCCAGAAUGGUUAGCUGUUCAAAAAAUCUCUUUCAUGUAGAAACUUGUAGGAUAGUUGGUUUGUUUGACUGGAGGGAGGUGUAUUAAAAGUACUGGGGAAUACUCCAGGCUGGGUUUCGGAGUGAUUGGCCUAGCUCAGCAUUAAGACAGAUAGCAGAGGAAGACAGUCGGCCUGAUUUUUUACAAAUAGGUUCACUUACAUAUCACCAAACUCAUAAUGUCUUUCUUGUUUGAUUUCUACACAAAGUUCUUGUUUAAAGUGUGUGUAGUACGCUUGAAAUGGUCUGUAAAAAGCUUAUAUAUUUUCAUGUACCAAACCUGGCAACCCAGGUGUGGUAAAAGAAAUCUGACAUACAAAAUGAGUGAAGCUUUUGGAUAAAUCGUUUCAGCAUCUUUGAUUCGAAGCCCACCUAGGUUUCCUGGCUGUAGCUCUGUGGGAAAUAUCUGAAGUGUUGACCCAUUUCUUUAGUCUGAAUGUGCCUUUUAAAAAGUAAUUAAAGUUAAGCAAAAGUUUCAUGUCAAUAGAAAAGUCCUAAAUGAUCACUCAAAUAUUCACAUCAUCGAAGAAGAAAAGCAGAUCUUCAGUAAUCACCAAGGCAGUGAACUAAAUAACUGAUGAGAGCUUAAAUUAACUUUGUAUGAGGGAGCUUUUACUGGUAACUUUGGGGAUGGAGAUUGUUGGUCAUGAAGCAAAUAUGUCUUAUAGUUCUGGUUUUAAGCUAUUUUGUCCAAUUCAAACCUUUCCAGGCUCCAGCACCCGGAUCCUACAGCCCUCUGGCUUCAGGUGGAGGCAAGUAG